AUGGCUUGCUGCAUGUUACAUAACUUUUUGAUAGCUAAGUCAUCAAGAACAUAUACUCCUCCAGAGUGCUUUGACUAUGAUGAUACGGAAGGAGGUGUGACACAUUUUAGGUUGAAUUCACAAGGUUCUAAUAAGUCUAGCUUGCAACGAAGACCAUUUGGAAAUACAGCGAAUGCCGUAAAAGAAGUUAGGGAGGCCUUUAUGAGUUAUUUUACGAAUGAAGUGAACUACAAAAAAGAAGAUUUGCUUGAAUUAACUAAAGGCGAACCGACGUGUCUCCAGUGUCUAACGGAUGGAAUAAUGUGCAUCAGUUGCGGGGAGUGUUAA
Messenger RNA from Acanthoscelides obtectus, 327 nucleotides. NCBI's taxonomy places the organism in Eukaryota, Metazoa, Arthropoda, Insecta, Coleoptera, Chrysomelidae. The record is from the annotation of a GenBank genome assembly.